This is a messenger RNA of Angiostrongylus costaricensis, 1347 nucleotides long. Lineage: Eukaryota; Metazoa; Nematoda; Chromadorea; Rhabditida; Metastrongylidae. The record is from the annotation of a GenBank genome assembly.
AUGAGAUUUGAAAAUGAUAGAGCCGACGACCCAUCACUAGGAAAUGUUGAGAACAACGAGGGUCGAAUGACAGCAGCAUUGGCGUUCGCAGUUUUUUCAGUGACACUUGGAUCGUUCCAGUUUGGUUAUCAUAUCGGAUGUGUAAAUGCUCCUGGUGAGAUAGCUGAAGAAGAUGAAUACAUUUCAGAAACUCGUCUCAAUUGCAGGAGUGUAGCGGUGUCAAUGUUCGCUGUCGGUGGUAUGUUUGGUGGCUUGCUGUCUGGUUGGCUGGCCGACAAGGUUGGUCGUCGUGGUGGUCUACUAUACAACAAUUUGUUCGCCUUCGUCGCUGCUGCAAUGAUGGGAUUGGCAAAGCCAGUAGGCGUCUAUCCGCUCAUUGUGAUCGGGAGAUUGUUCAUCGGGUUCUAUUGUGGAUUAACAUGUAUCGUACCUAUGUAUCUCGCUGAAACGUCACCAACUAAUCUUCGUGGUAUGCUCGGAUCACUGCAUCAGUUGCUGAUAUUUGGCUUGCCGUACAUUUUGGGUAACGAAAAGCGAUGGCCGCUGAUUUUUGCUUUCACUGUCGUGCCGGCAGUCAUACAAGUCUUAACAUUGCCACUGAUUCCUGAAUCACCAAAAUACACGCUCUGUGUCCGAGGACAACCCGAUAAGGCUGCCAAGGAUCUGAAAAAACUUAGGGGAACGGAAGAUGUGAGCGCCGAGAUGAAUAUGUUCCGCGAAGAAGCGGCAGCUAGUGGCUCAGCUGCUCAAGAACGCCCGUCCAUGCUGGAUAUGUUCCAUGGAUCACUGUUAUGGCCAAUGACGAUCGCAAUUAUGAUGAUGCUUGCUCAGCAGUUGUCUGGUAUCAACGUGGCGAUGUUCUACUCUACGGUGAUCUUCAAACAGGCUGGUUUAAGUAAUGAAGGUGCUGUCUAUGCCACAAUUGGUAUGGGUACGGUCAAUGUGAUCAUGACAGUCGUUUCUGUGUGGUUGGUAGAUCAUCCGAAAUUCGGUCGUCGUUCUUUGCUUUUGAUGGGGAUGAUCGGAAUGUGGAUAUCGACGAUUCUGCUAGUGGCUGCUCUUUCACUGACUGCGCGCGGUUCAAUUCCGUGGUUUUUCGUAUCCGAGAUAUUCGCGUCGAGUGCUCGUGGCAAUGCGAAUUCAAUUGCUGUUAUGGUGAACUGGACUGCGAACUUGAUUGUUGGACUCACAUUCCUUUCACUUAACAACGCCCUUGCACAGUACUCGUUUCUCGUUUUCACCGGAUUCCUCUCUUUCUUCAUCUUCUUCACUCAUCGUUUCGUACCAGAGACAAAAGGGAAAACGGUUGAGCAAAUCACUGCGUCAUUUGAUAGACGGAUACGUUAA